Oryzias melastigma (Indian medaka) is the source of this 4479-nucleotide messenger RNA. It is a transcript of the gene cgnb, whose product is annotated as cingulin b. Lineage: Eukaryota; Metazoa; Chordata; Actinopteri; Beloniformes; Adrianichthyidae. The coding region runs from base 480 to 3962 and encodes 1160 amino acids. Gene Ontology annotation, cellular component: myosin complex. The transcript has 21 exons. The record is from RefSeq and is a predicted model, not a curated record.
UAUUGUGGUGAGAACGGGAGCAGAGUGACAAACGCAGCUCGACCUGUUUGAUUGGACAGACCGUCACCUGCUGGCGGCUCCACAGGAACACCUGAACUUCUUUUUCCCGGGAAAAGUACCGCAAACGUCUUUCUGAGCCCGUCUCCACGCGCCUUUCACGCGCGCGCGCACUCCGUUUGGGCUAAUCGGAUCAGCAGCGCUGCGUAAAGAGGAUCCGCGGCUGAUCAGAGCUGCAGGUGCGACGCCGCCGCGCGCGCGCGAGCUGCGUAAACAAUCCGCGGUUUCGACGCGCAUCGAUACCGGCUGACCGGAUAGGUGGGUGUGACGCAAUUCAGCGGGAGCAGACAGGUGCUCCGGGGUCUGCCGCCGCCUCCAGCAUCUCCAGCUGGUCCGGCCCGGUUCCGCUGAAACCCGGCUGGUUCUGCGCGUCCGAGGAGCGUCUGACCCGCACAACAGUUUCUGAGAAUCCGGGCGGAGCCAUGAGCACGCUGUCCCCCGACAGGAAGCCGCAUGUGGACUAUGGCGUCCAGAUCCGCUUCAUCAAAGACCUCCACGACACAGGUGGGGGCUUCCCUGACAAAUCUAAGGGGAGCGGCGGUGCGACCCCGCCCUCCAACAAGUACGGCGUGGCCGUGCGGGUUCAGGGCAUCUCGGGUCAGCCCUACGUGGUCCUUAAAGAUGGAGAUAAAGGAGACUCGUAUGGCGUGCAGCUAACCACCCCCACCCCCGAGGGGUACCACACCCUUCCCAAACGAAAGGACCCGGCAGAAGCCCCCAAACGGUUCGGCCCGGCGGAGAACGCGCCGCGCUCCCCGGCUCCACCCACCGAGGAGGAAGACGGGGAGAUGUUCGGGAGUCCUCUGAGGCGACCUCCGGGGGAUGGGCAAGCAGGAACACAAGGGGAGGAGGAACGAGGAGGUGGGAGGAGCAGAGACGGGGAGCGCCCCAAAUCUGAGCAGCCCAAACCAGCGUUCAACAGAACCGAGCAAAGACCGGACCGGACCGCUCCAGAGGAAUACAACGAAGCAGGACUGAAACCGGUCCGCUCCAGCACUCUCGGGCCCAGAAAGUUCACCCCCAGUGCCCCCAGCCUCACCAGCUCUUUGGGGCGGUACCGGGACAACAAGCUGCCUCCCCCCUCCCCGGAGCUCCUCCCAGAACCUCCUGGAGAACCUGCCGCCAUCGACACCAAGUCUCUGGCUCCCAUCAACAAACUCAUCAGCAAGUUCAACAGCGGGACGCCGGGGGGCGACGCCACGCCGACCCGCGGCCGCACCGGAGCCCGGCAGAGGCUGGACUUCGACCAGCGCACCCGGUCCAGAAGCCUCGAUGCAAGAAAGAACUCUGAACCGGAAGUUCUGCUGCCUCCAUCUUCCUCUGUGGACCCGGACGAAGAGGCUCCGCCCCCAUCCUUCACUCCUCUGAGGUCAUCAGCUCCGGCUAAAGGAAGCUCAGGAAUUGGACCGUCAGCCACGACCAAGGUGACGGCGCCUGUGGGCCUGAGGGCGGGGCUCAGUCCGCCAGAGAAGUCCACCGUCAAGGAGACGGUUUCUGCCACAAAACCUGUCAUUCCUUCAAAGAGUUUCCUCCAGAACGCAGACGCUGCAGACGCAGGCGCAGACGCAGACAAGGAUCCGCUCAAACGGGCCGUCUACGGCAUCCGGAAGGACGGCGACAGCGAUGUAUCCCUGAAGAGAAAGGUGGACGUCGUGUGUGAUCCCGCCGACAGUCUGAAGAGCGGAUCGGACGGAUUCAUCCCAGCGCCGACUCUGGAGGAGCAGCUGAAGUUCUGCAAGAAGGAGCUGCAGCAGACGCAGAAUGAACUGUCUGCAGAGCAUCAGGCCAGAGAGGCAGCCGAGUCGCGGCUGCUCCUGCAGGAGGACCAGCUGGCUCAGCUUCAGGAGGAGCUGAGGAGACUCUCUGAGAUCUCCCCUCAGACGGGCUCCAUGCAGACGGACGUGGUGGUCCUGCAGGCGAAGCUCGCCGAGGUCACCGUGCUGCAGCAGCGCCAGGAGGAGGUGCUGCGCCAGCGGGAGCGGGAGCUGACGGCCCUGAAGGGAGCGCUGAAGGAGGAGGUGGAGUGCCACGACAAGGAGAUGGAGAGUCUGAGGGAGCAGUACAGCCAGGACAUGGAGGCGCUGAGGAGAACCAUGGAGCAGUUCUCACAGUCCCAGGAGCAGAUCGAGGAGGAGCGCGAGAGGGUGAACGCCUCGGUGUCCAUGCUGGAGGAAGAGCUGGAGAGCAGCAAAGACCAGGGCGAGCGCUGGAGGGCGGAGCUACAGGCCGUCACAGAGGAGAAGAGGAUUCCUCGCGGGCGCCAUCCACUCAAAAAGUCUCAUUUGGAGCAGAAGAAAGUGGAGGAAGAACUGAAAGAUCUGCAGGAAUCUCAGCCUUCAACAGAUGAGAGCCGGGCGCUGAAAGACGAGCUCCGGCGUUGCCAUGACGACCUGAAGCAAACUCGCGCCCAUCUGGACCGACAAAAGGCCGAGCUGGAGCAGAGACACGAGGCACUCGACGGUCUGAAGAAGGCGAGCGGAGAGAAGGAGGCGGAGCUGCAGGCCGAGAUCCGCCGUCUGAAGGAGCAGUCGGAGAAGGACAAGGAGGAGCUUCAGAGGGUGAAGGAGGCGUCUCUGGACCACAGCGCCGCCCUGGAGCUCCAGGAGACCAACCUCCGGCUCAAAGAGCGGCUGGCCCGCAUGUCCAAACUCCCUCGGAGCUCGGAGCCCAGCGAGGAGCUGGAGGCCCUGGAGGACGAGAACCGCGCGCUCAAGUCUCAGCUGGAGGACGCCAAGCGAGGCGCCAGCCGGCUGACCAAGGAGCGGGACGAGCUGGGCCGCCGGCUGGAGGAGCGGGAGCUGGAGCGGGAGGCGCUGAGGAAGGGGAAGGUGGACCUGGAGGAGCAGAAGAGGCAGCUGGACCGAGCCCUGGAGAAGAUCACCAAGGAGAUGGAGAUGAUGAUGUCGGACUCCCGGCAGUCGGUCAGCGCCCUGCAGACGCAGCUGGACGACUUCCGGGAACGCUCCAGGAAGGAGCUCCUGGAAGCUCAGCGGAGCGGGAAGGACCGGCAGGCGGAGCUGCAGAGGGUCCAGGCCGGCCUGAAGGGCCAGCAGGAGGAGGUUUCUCGUCUGAAGAAGGAGCUGCUGACCUGCAGCGAGGACCGAGACAGCGCCCAGCUGGAGAGAGAUCUGCUCAGCAACCGGCUGAAGCAUCUGGAGAGCGAGCUGGAGUCCGAGAGGAGCUCCCAGUCCGACCGAACCCGGGAGAUCCGAGGUCUGGAGGAUAAGAUCAAAACUCUGGAGAUCGAGCUGGACGAGGAGCGGACCAGCGUGGAGCUCCUGAACGACCGGAUCAGCCGCAGCCGAGAGCAGGUCGACCAGCUCCGCUCGGAACUCAUGCAGGAGCGAUCCGCCAGGCAUGACCUGGAAAUGGACAAGAGCGUCCUGGAGCGGCAGGUGAAGGAGCUGAAGUCCCGCGUGGCGGACAUGGAGGGGCAGACACGCCCCUCGGCUGGAGUCUCGCUGCUGGAGUCCAAACUGCAGGAGAUGGAGGACCGCCUGCGCAGCGAGGAAAGAGAAAAGGCGACGAUCCAGGCGUCUCUGAGACGGACUGAGAGAAAACUGAAGGAGGUGACGACCACGCUGGACCAGGAGAGGAGCCAGCACACGGAGCAGCGGGAUCAGCUGUCCCUGCGUGUUAAGGGUCUGAAGCGGCAGGUGGAUGAGAGCGAGAGCGAGGUGGAGCGCCUGGAGGGAGUCCGCCGUAAAAUCCUGAGGGAGCUGGAGGAGCAGCAGGAGCUGCAGGAGGCGCUGCAGGCCAAAGUCACGUCGCUGGAGAACGAGCAGAAGAGGAAGUCGCAGCACUCGUACCGGCCCGCCCUGACCUCCACCUUCAGCUCGGAGGAGGAGGACGCUCCCUACGACGCCUCCAUCUCCUCCAUCCUCGCCGAGAGCAGCAGCUGCUAGAGGAGAUCUUCUACUGAUCUGUUUUCAAAAGGUCUACGUUGUGUUUUCAGUUGAACUCUGCAGCCAUGAGAGCUCCAUGUCGUCUGCUGGAGUCCUCAGAGCUCUUUUUGUACCUGAAGGAAUUUUUUAUUUAAAAUCUUUAGAAGUUUCACUUUUGGGCCGAAAUCUGAGCCGGUUUGUUUCAUCAAAGACGAUCAGAGACGUGGCAGGAGAACUCCUGAAACUCUUUUGUGUUCUGAAGCUGUUUGCACGUCUUCAUGGAAACGGAUUCUUCUGUUUGUGUCUGUUCUGCUGUUUUAAAUGUCUUAGACUUUCCUUGAGUCGACUCCGGAGCGCGUCUGUGUGAGCGCCGGCGGCUGGAACGGACGUUCUCCAGGAUCCGGCCUCCUGUUUUCAUGAUUUUAAGGAUUAGCUUUAAGUUUGAUCAGACUGUCGUGAUGCUGUGAAGACGUUUGGAUGAAAAGUUUGUGAACUCGUUCAGAAAGAUUUGGUUAUAAUAAAAAAAAACUGUAAACAG